CGCGAGCCCGAGACGUUCAACGGCCGCCGCGUCUGCGGUGGGAAAUGCCGGGCCUCUCCUUCCUAUGUUUGCACGCCAGGUAUCAGGUUUUGUCAGGCGACUAGUCUGGUGAAGUGCUACGCUACCAUCUGAACCCAGUGCUGCUGGUGCUUAGAGAGCUUGAACUGAAAGCCGGAGGCUGUGAUUCAGCAGGAACUAAACAACGAGAUAAACGCAAUGGCAGGACCAAGACCUGUGGUAAUUAGUGGGCCCUCUGGUGCAGGCAAGAGCACCCUCCUGAAGCUACUUCUCAAGGAGUAUGAACGAGUUUUUGGAUUCAGUGUCUCACAUACAACAAGAAAUCCAAGGCCAGGUGAAGAAAAUGGCAAAGGAACCAGAUUACCAUUUUGUAUCGAGGGAAGAAAUGCUUCGUGGUAUUGAAGCUGGAGAAUUUAUAGAAAGUGCAGAGUUCUCAGGCAACCUGUAUGGAACAAGUAAAGCAGCAGUUCAGGCAGUACAAGCGAAAAACCAAAUCUGCAUUCUUGACAUAGACAUGCAGGGUGUGAAGAACAUCAAGAAAACAGACUUGUCCCCAAUCUACCUUUCCAUUCAGCCUCCUUCAUUUGAAAUUCUAGAAGAACGGCUGAGACAAAGGAAAACAGAGUCUACAGAAAGUUUAGAAAGGAGACUAUUAGCAGCAAAAUUGGACAUGGAAUUCAGUAAAGAGCCUGGUAUGUUUGAUGUGGUAAUAAUUAAUGAUAAUUUAGAGGAUGCCUAUUCUCAGUUGAGAUCGGUUCUUCUUGAGGAAAUCAAAAAGGCAACAGCCUUACAGAACUGAACUGGUUCCAAACUCCAUUCCAUUUGUUUCAGAACUUCUAUUCCAACAAAUUAAAUGAAGUAGGAAGAAUGAAAAUAUCUCUUAACUUGCUUUUCCAAAGUUAUUUUAUUUUUGUGUUGGUGUAUUUUUGUUGAUCAAAAAUAAUGGAUUGCCAGUUUGUCUGUACACAGGACACUUUUAUUAGGGAAUGUUUCUUGAUAGAAAAGAGAAGCUGACUUUGCCUGUCUUACUACUUGGUAUACUAAUUAGCCCUGUCUGAAAUACAGAAUUAACUGUUGAAAUUGUAGUUAGAUACUUAAUGACGUACACUCCAAAAAAAAACUGUUGUAUCUUGUGACAUUUUUUAAAUGGGGAAGUGAUCAUGAUUGGACCAAUGGCAGAAGGAACCAGACAUGGGUCAGCACGUUUCAACCUAUAUAAUUUCUAAAGUAGCGGAUUUCCAAACAUUACUCUUUGCUUGUGAAUAUGAAGUAUUGAAGUAGAAGGAUAAUUCUAUCAUGUGAUUGUCUGAAUUUUAUAUAUUAUUUGAGAUGGAAUUCAAUGUGAUGCUAUCUGGUUACCUAUGUAAACAUGGCCUUUUCAGAGGUAUAAAGAAAUUCACUGGGGAAGAAAACUAGAAUGUUGUGUUUAUUCAUUGUGCAAGACAGAAACUCUCCAUUUGCCCAGAUGAGUGUAGCUUCAACAACAUUCUAGAAACUUGACACCUUUAUAGGACUUAAACAGCCCACUUCAGAGUCUCCACAACCAUUCACUCACUUCACCACUGACGCACAAUAGCAGCAGUUUGUACCAUCUACAGGAUACACUGCAGCAAAUCAUCAAGAUUCCUUAUGCAGCACCUUCCAAAUCCAUGACCUCUACCAGCUAGAACUAUAAAGGCAGCAAAAUCAUGGGAACAGCACCAUCUUGAAGUCGCACCACCCUGACUUGGAAAUAUAUCACUGUCCUGCAUCUCUAGGUCAAAACCCUGGAACUGUCUCCAUAACAGCAUUGUGGGUAUACCUAUGCCUCAAGGACUGCAGAUCACCACCACCUUCUCAAGGGCAGCCAGGGAUGGGCAAUUAAGUGCUGGCUCAGCCUGUGAAAUCCACAUCACUUGAAUUAAUGUAUGUAUAAUAAAAAAAAUUAAGACCUUUUUGUCCUCUCGUAUGAGGUUAUCCACUUUGGAAGUACAGAAAAGCAGAAUAUUGUUUAAGUGGAAGGAGACUGGAGCCUGCAGUGUUGAGGGAUCUGUAUGUGCUCAUGCAUGAAAGACUUGAAUUACAUGCAGGUAGAGCAUAUAACUAAGAAGGCAACUGGGGAAACAAAAAUGCUGCAGAUGCUGGAAAUCUGAAAUAAAAAAAAUGUUGGAA
This is a messenger RNA of Pristis pectinata (smalltooth sawfish), 2169 nucleotides long. It is a transcript of the gene guk1a, whose product is annotated as guanylate kinase 1a. The coding region runs from base 299 to 817 and encodes 172 amino acids. Gene Ontology annotation, cellular component: cytosol. The record is from RefSeq and is a predicted model, not a curated record. The transcript has 9 exons. Gene Ontology annotation, molecular function: GMP kinase activity. NCBI's taxonomy places the organism in Eukaryota, Metazoa, Chordata, Chondrichthyes, Rhinopristiformes, Pristidae. Gene Ontology annotation, biological process: purine nucleotide metabolic process.